This is a messenger RNA of Maudiozyma barnettii, 1341 nucleotides long. RefSeq names its product alpha-tubulin TUB1 (gene TUB1). The record is from RefSeq and is a predicted model, not a curated record. Lineage: Eukaryota; Fungi; Ascomycota; Saccharomycetes; Saccharomycetales; Saccharomycetaceae. Gene Ontology annotation, cellular component: spindle; nucleus; microtubule. The transcript is spliced from 2 exons. The coding region runs from base 1 to 1341 and encodes 446 amino acids. Gene Ontology annotation, biological process: nuclear division; mitotic cell cycle; nuclear migration by microtubule mediated pushing forces. Gene Ontology annotation, molecular function: structural constituent of cytoskeleton; GTP binding.
AUGAGAGAAGUUAUUAGUAUUAAUGUCGGCCAAGCUGGUUGUCAGAUAGGUAAUGCCUGUUGGGAAUUAUACUCUCAAGAACACGGUAUUAAACCAGAUGGGUACUUGCAAGAUGGUCUUUCCAGACCAAAAGGUGGUGAGGAAGGCUUCUCCACUUUCUUUUACGAGACUGGCUCAGGCAAAUAUGUUCCUAGAGCAGUGUAUGUCGAUUUGGAACCUAAUGUGAUCGACGAAGUCAGAAACGGUGCUUAUAGAGAUUUGUUCCAUCCCGAACAAUUGAUCAGCGGUAAGGAAGACGCUGCAAAUAAUUAUGCUCGUGGUCAUUACACUGUUGGUAGAGAGUUAUUAGAUGACAUUCUGGAUAGAAUCAGAAGAAUGGCAGACCAAUGUGAUGGUUUACAAGGUUUCUUGUUCACUCACUCCUUGGGUGGUGGUACAGGUUCUGGUCUAGGUUCUUUACUACUUGAACAAUUAUCUGUUGAUUAUGGUAAGAAAUCUAAAUUAGAAUUUGCCGUAUACCCUGCUCCUCAAGUUUCUACAUCUGUCGUGGAACCAUAUAAUACUGUGUUGACUACGCAUACUACCCUUGAACAUGCUGAUUGUACAUUUAUGGUGGAUAACGAAGCCAUCUACGAUAUGUGUAAACGUAAUUUGAACAUUGCAAGGCCAAGUUUCUCAAACUUGAAUACUUUGAUUGCCCAAGUUGUCUCUUCCGUGACUGCAUCUUUAAGAUUCGACGGUUCUUUGAAUGUCGAUUUGAACGAAUUCCAAACGAAUUUAGUCCCAUAUCCAAGAAUCCAUUUCCCAUUAGUAUCAUAUGCUCCAAUUUUAUCAAGUAACAAGGCUCAUCACGAAGCUAACUCUGUUUCUGAGAUUACAAACGCCUGUUUCGAACCAGGUAACCAAAUGGUUAAAUGUGAUCCAACAACAGGUAAAUACAUGGCUACAUGUCUACUAUACAGGGGUGAUGUUGUUACAAGAGAUGUCCAAGCAGCCGUUACCCAAGUGAAAAAUAAAAAGACUGUACAAAUGGUUGACUGGUGUCCAACUGGUUUCAAGAUUGGUAUUUGUUAUGAACCACCUACUGCUACCCCAGAUUCCCAAUUGGCUAAGGUCGAUAGAGCGGUUUGUAUGCUAUCAAACACAACUGCUAUUGCUGAUGCUUGGAAGAGAAUUGAUGCUAAAUUCGAUUUAAUGUAUGCUAAACGUGCAUUCGUACACUGGUACGUUGGUGAAGGUAUGGAAGAAGGUGAGUUCACUGAAGCAAGAGAAGAUUUAGCUGCGCUAGAGAGAGAUUACAUUGAAGUUGGUUCCGACUCCUAUGCUGACGAAGAAUUUUAA